CACCCACCCACCCAAUGCCCCCACAAAACUCUCCUUCAUUCUCUUUCCCCUCCAUAUAACCCUUUUGCUCCCAUAACUUUGAACCAUAUUAUCUCCCUUCCUCAUUUCACAAAACACAGGCUGUGUCUUCUCCAGAAGGGCUAGCUUGCUGUUCUUUAUUAGCAAACCUGCAAAAUGGGUUUUGAUGAUGUUUGUAAUACAGGCCUUGUUCUAGGGUUAGGCCUCACAGCAUCACAAGAGAUUAAUACUCCAUCAAGGGCAGUAGUACCGAAGAAACCUUGCUCCAACUUCACGACCCCAAAUAAUUUUGAGCCGUCCUUGACUUUGGGUCUUUCAGGUGAUAGUUAUAACCAAAUCCCCAAAAAGAUUGAUGUGAACAAAGGCUGUGAAGAAUCGGUAGAUUUGUAUCGACAAGCUUCCCCUCACAGCGCUGUUUCAUCCUUCUCUAGUGGUAGGGUCAAGAGGGAGAGAGACCUUAGCAGUGAAGAAGUUGAGGCAGAGAGAGUCUCUUCAAGAGUCAGUGAUGAAGACGAAGAUGGUCCUAAUGCAAGAAAGAAGCUUAGGCUCACCAAGGAACAGUCUGCUCUUUUGGAGGAAAGCUUCAAGCAACAUAGCACUCUCAACCCUAAGCAAAAGCAAGCUUUAGCAAGGCAGUUAAGUCUGCGGCCUCGACAGGUUGAAGUUUGGUUCCAGAACAGGAGAGCCAGGACAAAGCUUAAGCAAACUGAGGUAGACUGCGAGUUCCUGAAAAAGUGCUGCGAAACACUGACAGAUGAAAAUAGGAGGCUUCAGAAAGAACUGCAAGAACUCAAGGCACUGAAACUAUCCCAACCUUUGUACAUGCAUAUGCCGGCAGCCACCCUCACCAUGUGCCCAUCGUGCGAAAGGAUUGGCGGUGUCGGCGAAAACGUCGGUUCCAAGAGCUCCUUCUCAAUGGCUCCCAAGCCUCACUUCUACAAUCCCUUCAACAAUCCUUCUGCUGCUUGUUAGGGUGUUAGGAUUAGAGAAAAAUUAAUAGAUCCAUAUGAUAACCCCUAUAUUUUUUUGGUCGAGGGAUUGUACGUACGUAGUCAAAGUAGUGUAAUUGAGUUGUAGAAAAUAGCAGUACUUACUGAUCAAUUUUACCUUUUUUCUUUUCCAUUAUAUAUAUAUAUGCCUGUAAAUCGAUCGUUAAACAUUAUAUCUAUGAAGGGAAAACUAUUAUUUGUUGUCAA
Molecule: messenger RNA, 1214 nt
Organism: Carya illinoinensis
Lineage: Eukaryota; Viridiplantae; Streptophyta; Magnoliopsida; Fagales; Juglandaceae
Product: homeobox-leucine zipper protein HAT22-like
Exons: 3
Coding region: 175-990 (271 amino acids)
Biological process (GO): regulation of DNA-templated transcription
Molecular function (GO): DNA-binding transcription factor activity, RNA polymerase II-specific; sequence-specific DNA binding
Source: RefSeq, a predicted model, not a curated record